This is a messenger RNA of Sus scrofa (pig), 5326 nucleotides long. It is a transcript of the gene PERCC1, whose product is annotated as proline and glutamate rich with coiled coil 1. The record is from RefSeq and is a predicted model, not a curated record. NCBI's taxonomy places the organism in Eukaryota, Metazoa, Chordata, Mammalia, Artiodactyla, Suidae.
ACCAGAUCCUUAACCCACUGAGCGAAGCCGGGGAUCAAACCCUCGCCCUCCCGGAUGCUAGUCGUGUUUGUUAACCACUGAGCCAUGACGGGACCUCCACCAACCAGAGCCCUUUCUACCGUUCGCCUGCUGAGACCCGUGCUGAGAUUCCGAGCUGUGGUUCCCCUGUGCUUAAACCCAGCUGUCCAGUGACACAGGCGGUGGCGGCGGCUGACCAGAGGCGACGACAGCCCCAAAUGCUGUGGUCUCUUGACUCUCCCACGCGGCGGGGCCUAGAGGGGGAGAAGCCCCAACCAGAUGUGUCCGGGGCUGGCUGGGCGCUGGGUGACAGGUGCCCAGCUCCGCUGGCGAUGCAUGCUCCUGUCCAAGGCCCCCCCCCGCCCCCAGGCAUAAACCAACACCUCAGCCCUCAUUAUCUCAAAGCACACAGAGAAACCUCACACAAGCUCUAAUGUCCCGCUAAUGGGAGGGAGGCUGCAGCCCUUGUGUGCCUGAUGGCAGGAGUAAUUUACUGUAGGCCACUUGAGAGCUGACAUAUUGGAGCUAUUGAUUUUCCCUGGGAAGAUCAAUAUGGGGUGCAGGGGACAGCCAGGUCCUCCACCUCGGGCAGGACAGAGCCUUCCUCCUGGGGGCCAAGGCCUGAGAGCAGGGGUAGGGGUGGAGCAGGUGCUCCAGGGUGGGCACAGAGCUCUGAAGGCCCUAUGUGGCCCACAACGGGAGCAGAUGCUGGGAAUAUGCUCAGGCCCCGAGACUGACAUUCCAGGUGGCACAGCUCCCAGCCCCACCCGGGGGCCCCCCACGGGUGCAGGGAGCUUGGGACACCCAUGUCAGCGGCUUGGCCCUGGCUGGCCACCCAACACCAGCUGGACAUGUGCAGGCAGUGAUUCUGGAAACAUGCAUCUCAGCACUGACCCAGGGCCUGCCAGGCUGCCAUACCCCAAGCCGGCCUCACCAGGAACAAAACCUGGAGUUCAGCCUCCCUGGUCUGGCUCAAGUGUGGCUCUGACUCAGGAGACACCUCUACCAAGCCCCCAGACCCGCCUCUCCAGUCCCUCUCAUGCUUGUCGCCUGCCCUCACCUCCUCACCUGUGCCUUGUUGGGCCCCAUCGUUGACUGCUGGGACUGGUGCCGUAGCAGCAGUCUCCCACCACAGGUCUCCUUUGUCAUCUCCCCAGACACCUGUCUGCUCUGGCUUCUCCGCUGUACGAGAACCCUGUCCAGGACCGAGGCUUCCUCCUUGCCUCUGGUCAGGCCGAGAAGCUCUCCAGGAUUAUGCCAGCAGAGAAGGUCAAGGGUCCGGCUGCCUGGGCGGUCUCCCCGCAGCUGGCACUAAUGGACAGCUCGCUGGGCCCCUUGGACCUUAAGCUCCUGCCAUGGCCCCUGUUCCCCUGACUGGGGCUUGAGGCGGAGGCUGGGUUGGAAAAGUGGGAUUGGGGGUGAUAACCACGCCAGGCCCUCCUCCCCAUCAAAGCCCCACCCUCACCCCGAGACUCCACCCCAGCGAUGCCGGGAAGAGCUGAGCCCCGGGCCUACUUGGCUCCCUAUGGCCAGAAGGAGGGUCGGUGCUCUGGGCCAGGCCUGGAGGUCCUGCCGGCCACCCACUCCACCUUCCAGCUGAUGCUUCCUGGUAUUCCAUCACCGCUGACACAGUGAGCACGCGCCCAGUGGCUUAAAACAACACCGAUUCAUCCUGCAGCCCUGGCGUUCCGAGGCCCCAGGCGGUCUCCUGGCCUGAAACCAAGGUGUGUGCAGGGCUGGGCUCUGGAGGCUCCAGGGCAGAGCACCCUUGUUUUCCGAUUCUGGUGGCUGCUCUAGGUCCGGCCUGCGGCCCCUUCCAGCCCUUCCGUGAGCAGCUGCUGCUGGCGCCGCGUCCCCUCCCCGCCGGACCAACUGCUUCCCUCUGAGACACCGUAGACAGGUAGUCUAGGACCACGACGCACCUCAGGGUCCCUCCCCGUCACCCGCGCUGGCCCCUGUGCCAGGUGAGGUGACAUCAAGCGAUUCUCACUCCCUCGAUCCCAGGGUGCCAGCUCCUUGCGACCUGGGUCCUUUCAGGCUGUCCUCUCUGCUGGAACAGCUUUGCUUCCUGCAGCUCAGCCGGGCAACACCUGCCGUGUCGUGUGCUCCAGGAAGCCCUCCUCCGGCCACGCCAGCUGGGACCGUCCAGCCAGGGGCCCGGCACGGGGGACGGCUGGAGACCCAGCCAUGCGCCCUCCCAGGCCUCGGCCUCUGGCAAGGCGGAGUUGACCAUGGCCCGGCCUGUCUCCAGCCCCUUCCCCGGCCCCAGCCCCGGCAGCAGGCAGGGCAGCGGCUGAGGUCCAGCUCUGGGUACUGGGGUGGGGGGGGAAACGCAGGUGGGUACUCCCAGGCCCGCAGGGGGCAAGGUUGAAUCUGGACAGAGAGGGGUUCUGAGGUCCCAGCUGGUGGCGGGGGGCAGCUGGGACCCCAACUCCGGCCUCCCUCGGUCUGGGCUGACGGCUGAGCUGUGCUGGGUCGGUGCAGAGCUGUGGCCAGGCCUGACGUCAGGCUCCGGGGGAAGGACUGGGCUCACGGGACGGAGGCCGGACAGACACCCCUCCCCUGGGAAGGGGCUGUAGUGGUGCCGUAACCAUAGGCGGGGAGGCCUGGCGUGUCACACACUCUGCCCCUGGCCACCGCUCUCCUGGGUCCUGCCUCAGGCACACAGCCUGGUGGUGAGACAUCAGCAGCUCAGGGCAGGUUCCCAGCCUGGCCUGGGGCAGCUUCCGUUUGGGGGGGCAGAACUUUUCAUUUCUUGCCCCUCCCCCAAAGCCAGGGGUCCUGGUGCAGCCGUUGGGCCCUCCACAUGCCCAAGAAGCGACUGGCCGUGCUCAGCGGGGGCAGAGCCACCCUGCAGGCCCAGGGGCUGGAAAGACUGGGUCUGCCCACACCCCCUGGGGAACGGGGUGCUGCCAUACCCCCAAAGUGGGUGCUGGAGCCUGAAGCUGAGGGGGAAGCACCCAGGGUGUGUGUGUGGGGGUGUGUGUGGGUGCGUGGGGCCUCUGCGACCUUUUUGGAGCCUCCACAGCUGGAAGGGCGAUCCAGAACCCAGAGGGACCGCGGGGCCCCGGGGCCCGCAACACACAAAGCUGUCCUGUCCUCAGAUCCUGGCCCACAGCCCUGGUGGCCCUGGGGGGUCCCCCCAGCCUGCACCAGGGGCUGCUCCCUGGGAGCCGCACCCGCAAGGGCCAUGUCUGGUGGACAACGAGGCCAAACGGUGUCCGCCAAACUCGCAUCCACAGAGCAGAGCCUCACGUGGAAGCAGAGCCACUUCUUCCUAACAGGUGUGACCAAGUUAAGAUGAGGCUGGACUGGACUGGGGAGGGGAGGGCCCUCCAGCAAGGACAGGUGUCCUGGGAAGACGGAAACAUGAACACAGGAACAACCACGUGGGAUGACAGGGGCAGAGGCUGGAGGGGCGCACCUGCACGUCCAGGUGCCAAGGACUGUGGGCGACCCCGGACGCCGGGAGAGAGGCCCAGGGGUGGGUUUCCCGCUAGAGCCUCCGGCAUGAGCCAACCCCGAGGGCCCCUUGGCUUGGGCUGCAGGCCUCCAGACCAGAGAGAGGGUCCCUCCCUGUCACCAGCCAGCGGGGUGUGGCGACUGGCAGAGGGGCUGGGCGAGGACGCACCCAGGCAGGAUCCACGGGGCCGAGGGGCUGCGAAGCCCCUCCGAGGAAGGCACAGGAGCCAAAACAAGGAGCCAGAGAAGGGGGAUGUGGCUCAGCCUGGGGAUGGGGACGCAGCCCAGGAGCAGGUGGGGCAGCAGAGCUCCGGCUGGAUGUGUUGCAAAGGCACCUACAGCUUGGGACGGGGGAGGGGGGCAGGAGGGGCCCACCUGCCCAAGCGCCCCACCUGGCAGGCACGGGCCUCGGCCUUCGCAGGCCCUGCGGCUUGCCCGGAGCCGGUCGCCCUGGGCGCUGCCCAAGCAGGGGGUGCUCUAGAGAAGGCUACUCCAGAAGUCAAAAUAGCAUGAAAUUUAAUUUUCCGCCCAUUUGACAAAGCUUGGUCCGGGCCCCCAUCAGCGACGCAGAUAAGGGCCCUCGGCCCCGGCUGUGAGGCAGCUGGGCGAGCGGCAAACACUCCACGGUCCCCGGGCAGGCCGAGGCUCCCCCCGCGGGGCCCUGGUUGCCGGGCGCUAAAGCAAACGGGCUCUAUUUGCCCAGUCUGCGAUGACAAUGCAGUCACCAAAUAUUUGCCAGCCCGGCCAGCCUCGGCGUUGGGCUAUAAAUGCUUGAGCCCAGGUGGAGGCGGGCCCGCCCAGCGGGAGCUGCAGCCUUGGCAGCCGUGCCUGUCGCCCCAGAGGCCCCGACCACUCGGGACUUGGAGGAGAUGGCCGCGGGCGUGAUCCGGCCUCUCUCUGACUUCCGGCUGCCUCUGGCAUCCCACGGGCCCUUCCUGCCUUCAGACCCCGUGCCUCCAGACACGUCGGAGGAGGAGGACGACGAGGGGGAGGAGGAGGAGGACGACGAGGGGGAGGAGGAGGAGGACGAGGAGCUGGAGGCCGAGGGGCCAGAGGGCCACAGCCCGGCCUCCCGGAGCUCAGGAUGGGCCACAGCCGCCCCAGAAGCGGCCCCACUGGACCCCAGCAGCACGGAGAUGCCGCUGCAGCUGCUGCGGUUCUCCGAGCUCAUCAGUGGCGAUAUCCAGCGGUACUUCGGCCGCAAGGGCCGGGGGCAGGACCCAGAUGGCUGUGACAUCUACGCGGACGGCCACCUGGCCAGCAGCUCAGCCAGGGAGCUCUCCUGCGCAGACCCAGUGCACGCGGCCCAGGGCGAGCCCCCAGACCACGAUGAGGCCACUGAGCCUGGGGUCUGCUCGCCUGGGGGCCCCGAGGGGCAGGUGUGCAGGCUGGGCCUCGGUGGGAGCAGGGCACAGCCGCUGGGGCCCCUGGCGGAGCUCUUCGACUACGGGCUGCGGCAGUACUCGGGGCCCCGGGCGGUGGCGGGCCGCCGACUAACCCUGGAGCGGAAGUACGGCCACAUCACCCCCAUGACCCAGAGGAAGCUGCCCCCCUCCUUCUGGAAGGAGCCGGUGCCCAGCCCCCUGGGCCUGCUGCACCCUGGCACACCCGACUUCAGCGACCUGCUGGCCAGCUGGUCGGCAGAGGCCGGCCCCGAGCUGCCGGGCGGGGGGACCCAGGCCCUGGAUGGGGUGCAGCUGGCUGAGGCCUAGCGGCCCAGCGAGGGUCAGGGGGGUGAACAGAGGGUGACCGGACUCUCAAGUGCUGUCCUGAAAGGUGGCCACCAGGGGACCAACCAGCUCAGGUGGGACCUCUAGGAUCAGGGGUUGGGUGGGGUCCGGUAGGG